GCGGGACGUUGCGAAGUAAACAAGAUACAUUAUUGUAGAAAUUCAAUAAAUUAAAUAUGAUUCUGUCCCGAUCAAAGCCAGCUGGCGAGAAUCGCACAAAUACAGGCAGCAGUUCAGCUAAGAAAAGUUUUCCAGAACUAGAGGAUUUUAUACUGAAAAGAGACUAUGUUGGCGCUCUUACUAUGCUCGAGUUCCUAAAACACGAAGGUAACGUGGACGUAUGGCCAGACGUCUGGGGCGCAUGGUGCUGGUUCCACCUGGGCGAGUACCGGCGCGCACUGGAUGCGUACUUGCGUGUGCGUACUAGAGAAAAGUUAGAUGCGCGGGUAGCUGACAAUAUCGCCAUGGAUAUUGCUGUGUGCUACUUUUAUUUAGGAAUGUACCAGGAAUCUCAAGAAGCAGUUGAGGAAGCCCCAAAGUGUUCCUUAAAGACCCGUCUCCUAUUCCACCUAGCUCACAAGCUAGGAGACGAGGAAUCUUUGAUGCAUGCACACGCAACUCUUCGCGAUGUGCCCGAAGACCAGCUGUGUUUGGCAUCUGUUCACUACCUGAGAGCACAUUACCAGGAGGCUAUCGAUGUUUAUAAGAAGCUGUUGUUGGAGAGGCGAUACAAAAGAUUUGACAGAGACGAUAUGGAUUGGAUUAAGAUGUUGUCUGCUAUUGAUAGCACAUACAUGGCUCUGAACGUAUAUGUAGCUCUCUGCUACUAUAAGCUGGACUAUUACGAUGUAUCUCAAGAGGUGCUUGGAGUAUACCUAGCCCAGCACCCAACCUCCACUGUCGCUGGGAACUUGAAGGCUUGCAAUCUUUUCAGAUUAUACAACGGCAAGGCAGCUGAAAACGAACUGAAACAAAUGACCUCAGAUCAGCACACAUUCGGACAAGAUUUGGUCAAGCAUAACUUAGUUGUGUUCAGAAAUGGUGAAGGAGCAUUAAAGGUACUACCUGAGCUAGUAGACGUGGUACCCGAAGCCCGGCUCAACUUGGCGGGCUACAGACUUCGCAACCGAGAGCCCUUAGAAGCAAGGACGCUUCUGGAACCCUUACAGCCGACCUCGCCGCUACACUACAUCUUGAGAGCUGUGGUCGCUGUCAGGCUGUACAAUGAGACUGGAGAUGAUGAACAACUAAAACUAGCCCAACAAAGUUUCCACCUAGUAGGCAGUUCGGCGUCAGAAUGCGACACUAUCCCGGGGCGUCAGUGCAUGGCGUCCUCCUACUUCCUAGCAGGUCAUUAUGAGGAGGUGCUGGUCUAUCUCAACUCCAUCAAGAGUUUCUUCGUCAAUGAUGAUACUUUCAACUUUAAUUAUGCUCAGGCUAAGGUAGCGACGGGUUUCUACCGCGAAGCUGAGGAGAGCCUGCUGACGAUACAAGACGAGAGCAUCCGCAGCUCCUUCACGUUCCUCGCCUGUCUCUGUCGGUGCCACGUCAUGAACAAAGACGCUCAACUCGCAUGGGAGCUAUGUGUUAAGUCAGCGGGCACUCCCGACAGCUUCGCGUUGCUACAACUGGUCGCUAACGAUAGCUAUCGCAUGGGACAGUUCCUAGUCGCUGCCAAAGCUUUCCACAUGCUUGACAGAUUGGACGGAGGUCCAGAAAUGUGGGAAGGUCUUCGCGGUGCCGUCUGUGGCUGUGCCCAGGCUGCUGCAGCCAACAAACCCAAUGCUGCUACAGACUUGAGGGAUGCCCUCGCCCUCCUCAAGGGACCAAGGUCUCACACGAGGGCAGAUAACAUCGUGAGGACCAUCACCAAGUGGGCCCAACAGAAUCGCAUCCCUGUGUGAUCGGAGACCAAGGCUUGCAGUGUAGCGUAGCCUUGCAAGUAGUGUAGCAAUGUUUGAACAUUGUCUGUAGGUAAGUGAUAUGUUUUCAAGUUCAGUAAAGUUU
Messenger RNA from Helicoverpa armigera (cotton bollworm), 1887 nucleotides. RefSeq names its product intraflagellar transport protein 56 (gene Ttc26). Gene Ontology annotation, biological process: intraciliary anterograde transport; intraciliary transport involved in cilium assembly. Bases 57 to 1784 code for a protein of 575 amino acids. The record is from RefSeq and is a predicted model, not a curated record. Gene Ontology annotation, cellular component: ciliary base; intraciliary transport particle B; ciliary basal body. The transcript has 13 exons. NCBI's taxonomy places the organism in Eukaryota, Metazoa, Arthropoda, Insecta, Lepidoptera, Noctuidae. Gene Ontology annotation, molecular function: intraciliary transport particle B binding; protein binding.